CACCGCCAUAUCCCUCUAUAUAAUCCUCUCAUGAACCCAGACCCAUUUCCGUCAUUCCUUCUCCACUCUCUCUCUCUAGAUUCUCUCUUCCGAUCAAUGGCGACUGGACUGGUCCGACGAGCGAUAGCAAGGAUUUCGGCGUUGUCACCGGCGGCCAGAGCUGUCAAUUAUAGGGAACACGCAUCGGAGGCGGCGGCGCAGCAGCUGGAUCAGCAGGCGAAGCCGACCUCCGCCCCCAAAAUCUUCCAGAUCUACCGAUGGAAUCCGGAUACGCCGCAGAAGCCGGAGCUCCAGAGCUACGAAAUUGACCUCAAGGAGUGCGGCCCCAUGGUCCUCGACGCCCUAAUUAAGAUUAAGAACGAAGUGGAUCCAAGCCUAACCUUCCGCCGCUCCUGCCGCGAGGGGAUCUGCGGGUCAUGCGCGAUGAACAUCGACGGCCGGAACGGCCUCGCCUGCCUGACGAAGAUAGCCUCCGGCGGGCCGACGAUGGUCACGCCGCUGCCGCACAUGUUCGUGAUUAAGGAUCUGGUGGUCGACAUGACCAAUUUCUACAACCAGUAUAAGUCGAUUGAGCCGUGGCUGAAGAGGAAGAGCCCGCCGGAGAAUCCAGGGAAGGAGAAUCUGCAGAGCAAGGAGGAUCGGAAGAAGCUCGAUGGGAUGUACGAGUGCAUCCUGUGUGCCUGCUGUAGCACAUCCUGCCCCAGCUACUGGUGGAAUCCCGAGUCUUACUUGGGCCCCGCCGCGCUUCUUCAUGCCAACAGAUGGAUUAUGGACAGUCGAGAUGAAUACACGAAAGAGCGGCUGGAUGCGAUCAAUGAUGAAUUCAAGCUGUAUCGGUGCCAUACAAUCUUGAAUUGUGCUAAAGCUUGCCCCAAGGGACUCAAUCCUGGUAUGCAAAUCCAGAACAUCAAGAGACUUGAACGCACAAAUUAGCUCUUCCGAUUCUUGGUUGCUUCAUUCAUUGAUCAUUUUUUGCAAAUUUGAACUCAUAAAUCAGUAUACUAUUUCGAAAAUAAUGAGCUUUUGGAAUUGGGCUAUAGUUUGUUGUUGGUUAGUUAGUUAGGUGGGGCUCGAGUGGCCCGGCCCGUAACUGUGGCGGGCUUCAGAUGGUUUGUAAUAUCAGCAAGUUUUAUUUAGGUUUUAAUCUCCUUUUGUCAAUAUUUAGAGUAGGGCGCAUGUAAUGAUAUGGAUAUGUAUUUUAUUGUUUAAUAACUCUCUAAUAUUCUUCUCACA
Messenger RNA from Salvia miltiorrhiza (redroot sage), 1233 nucleotides. RefSeq names its product succinate dehydrogenase [ubiquinone] iron-sulfur subunit 2, mitochondrial-like. Gene Ontology annotation, cellular component: mitochondrion. Gene Ontology annotation, molecular function: 2 iron, 2 sulfur cluster binding; electron transfer activity. NCBI's taxonomy places the organism in Eukaryota, Viridiplantae, Streptophyta, Magnoliopsida, Lamiales, Lamiaceae. The record is from RefSeq and is a predicted model, not a curated record. Bases 31 to 933 code for a protein of 300 amino acids. The transcript is spliced from 2 exons. Gene Ontology annotation, biological process: tricarboxylic acid cycle; respiratory electron transport chain; aerobic respiration.